Messenger RNA from Aspergillus ibericus CBS 121593, 1088 nucleotides. RefSeq names its product PQ-loop repeat-containing protein. The transcript is spliced from 8 exons. NCBI's taxonomy places the organism in Eukaryota, Fungi, Ascomycota, Eurotiomycetes, Eurotiales, Aspergillaceae. The record is from RefSeq and is a predicted model, not a curated record. The coding region runs from base 98 to 931 and encodes 277 amino acids.
UCGCCAUCCUCUUGAAAGAACCUCUCAGGUCGAGAUUGGAAUCCCGGCUGUACACGUCUCCGAACGCACCGAACUAAACGGCCGGUCCUCACGAUCUAUGGCAGGAGACGACAAUGUGACCGUCGCCUCUAAUGUGCUGGGCACGAUUGGGACGGUCCUCUGGUGUAUCCAGUUGAUCCCACAGAUUUGGUACAAUUGGAGACGGAAGAAAACUGAUGGCUUUCCGCCGUUAAUGAUGCUUCUGUGGGCUUCCUGUGCUGUGCCGAUGGGAGCAUAUAUGAUUCUGCAAGAAGUCAAUAUCCCGCUUCAGAUUCAACCGCAGAUCUUUGGGUUCUUUUCGCUGUUGAGCUGGGGACAGAUCAUGUAUUACAAUCAUGGGUAUAGUUGUCUCAAGGCGACGUUGUUGGUCUUUGGCACGGCGGUGUUGUUUGGCGGGAUUGAGACGUUGUUGAUUCUUACCUUGAGGAUACUGUACAAUAAGGGUGUGACCAGGCCGGAUCUGGUGGUGGGGGUGGUGGCGGCUAUCCUGCUGGCGUCAGGGCUUGUGCCGCCUUACUUUGAACUUUGGAAGAGGGACGGCCGAGUGGUUGGGUUCAAUUGGAUUUUCUUGUCCAUUGAUACCCUGGGGGGUCUUUUCUCACUAUUCGCGCUGGCUGCUCAAGGAUCGUUCGAUAUUCUUGGGGGGAUCAUGUAUAUUCUUGUUAUCGUCCUGGAGGCAGGAAUCUAUGCAAGCCAUAUUAUCUGGCGUAUUCGGUAUCGAGCCGUGCGCAAAGAAGCCAAGUCCCUGGGCAAGAGCAUUGACGAGGUGCUUGAGGAGCGGAACGGCUGCUCAGUGACUCAUGAUGUCGAGAAGGUCACUAUGACUCCUCAGUCGCAGGGGACCGCCAGUCCUGAACCUUCUGGGGGAAAGGUAAACAAUACAAGUGCAUGAACAUCAGGCCUGGUGAUUUUCAUUGUGGUGGCAUGAUUGCGGCUUGUUAUCGGAGCUGACUAGCAUUGCGCCUCUGAUAUAUAGAAAGGUAUCGAGAGGAUAUACAUAGAUCGGUAGAUCGGUGACAUUAAUAUAACCUAACAUAUGGAGUACAUUU